This is a messenger RNA of Beta vulgaris subsp. vulgaris (sugar beet), 6838 nucleotides long. Its product is annotated as cytochrome P450 78A7. The record is from RefSeq and is a predicted model, not a curated record. Gene Ontology annotation, molecular function: oxidoreductase activity, acting on paired donors, with incorporation or reduction of molecular oxygen; heme binding; iron ion binding. The coding region runs from base 4928 to 6565 and encodes 545 amino acids. The transcript is spliced from 2 exons. NCBI's taxonomy places the organism in Eukaryota, Viridiplantae, Streptophyta, Magnoliopsida, Caryophyllales, Amaranthaceae.
AUAUAUCUUAUGUUCAACUAUGUUAUGUAUUGGUGUGGGUGGCAUUGCUUACACAAUUGUAGUUUUCCUAUGCUUGCACAAUUGUAGCCAGUUGAAUACUCCUUUGGUUGUGGCUUGCACCUGUAGAAUUUAAUACAGAACUCAUGAUCUGGCUUAAUUUAUGCUGAACUCUGAAUGACACCUACAUACAGUUUUCUAUAUUCUUAUUAGUUAUUACUUGCAGUUAUAUGGAUUAGAUUAGCAGGGGAUGAUGCAUGGUCUACCUAGCUUACUUUGAGUUCAGUAAACUUCGAGUGUGUCUUGCACCAAUCAUUGUGGUGUACUGGUGUGAGAUAUAUUAGCUUUUUUUUACAUGUAGGAAUGCAAUACUUGUGUCUAACUGAUGUCCAAUAUAACUCACAUUUUAUGAUGAACUUUUUCGGUGUUGUACUUGUAUUGUCAUUUUUGUUUGCUAUUCUAUGAUCCUUUGAAGGUUCUUGCCAACUUAAUGAUCAUCUGCUAAAUUCAGAAAGACUGAAGUCAAUAGAUAAUAGGAUGCUCGACUUCUGAUCUGAUGUCAUAUAUACCCAAAGGACUAAAACAUUUGAAGUAACCAACCUAUUGUUUGAGUAAUGAUGUAAAAGAUUUAAAGUCAACCAUGUCCCAAUGAGACACAUCAAAAAAAAAUUAUUGUUAUUCUCUCGUUCUGCUUAUAUGCUUGCUUAUUAUUCCAACUAAUGUUGUUGUUGUUGUUGUUGUUGUAUGCUUGCUGCUGUACAACAACAACAUUUUUUUUAUUAAAAAAAAAUACUUCAAGUGCUCCGGUUGCUAGGAAAAAAUCGGAGCACUUGAUUCACAAGUGCUCCGGUUUUCUCUUAUAAACCGGAGCACUUGAAGUAUUUUGAACAUAAAAUUCACAUGUGCUCCAGUUUUUAAGACAACCGGAGCACUUGUGAAUCUAAGUGCUCGGGUUUUCAACCGGAGCACUUGAUAAAUACUCAAGUGCUUGUAUGGGGUGUGCUACGGGUCAAAUACGGAGCACUUGUAUGAUUUUUAAUCGGAGCACUUGAUGUUUUUUCCACUAGUGACUUUAUUAUCGCACUGGUGUGGGGUCACUUUCUUGCAGUGAGCUCCAUUAUUUUGACGCCUUUAAUAAAAGUUCCAUCAUCUUUGAUUGUGUGAUGAAGGAGAUCAGAGAAGGCAGUAAGUGUUGGGAGAAAGAGGCAGAGCAUAGAGGUGAAGUAUGGUUAAGGUGGGCCCCUAGCUAGUGAUAAAUGAGAAAGAAAGUAUUUUGGGGAGGUUUUAGAAGUGGUUAGAGGACAAACACUAAGGGUUGAUCAAAAAAUGAUAUGGAAAAAAAAUUCAAAAUGAUAUAAAGCAUAUUAAUUAUGGCAUGAACCAGCUUUAAAAAUGAAAUAAGGUAGUCUAAAAAUGAUGUAUAUUAAUGAUGAUUGCAUAAAACAAAUGUAAAAUUGAAAUGAAACACUUCCAAAAUGAUAUGAAAGAUACUAAUAGCGACGUACAAUGUUUUUAUAAACGACAUGUAACAUUUAGAUUGCACAUAUAAGAUUUUGUUACACAAUAUAAGUAAUUGUGUAACAUGUUACAUCCAAGAUGAACACUUCUUAAUAUUUUUUUCUCUAAAACUCACUCCUGUGAUAAAGUAACCAUUUUUGCAUUUGUUUAACAUUUAUUAUACAUUUAAUUGAUGGCGUUGUAUGCGACUAGUGAAUAUUUGUGUAACUUCAUCUGACUGGUAGAUACAAUGCCUCAAAUGGUUUGUAACAAAAUUUAUUAUAUCUUAUGAAAGGGAUUUUAUUUUGGGUAAUGUUAUAUGUAGCCCUUAGGGCUACAUAUAAGCAUUAAAUACAUUUCUUUAAAUGGAAACACUUUAAGAAUUCAAGACAUAUUUUCACAUCAAUUGAGGUAAUAAAUGCUUGAUUUAAUAUUUUAUUUCCAUUUUAAGCACCUUAUACAUAGCCCUAAGGGCUAUGUAUAUCAUUUUCCUUUUAUUUUUACUACUUUUACUCCAUUUCAACUUACACAAUAUGAAUUUUACAUUUAUCUAUGCAAAAAUUUAACCUUUAAUAUAUUGAGUUACCUAAAUGUAAAAGUUAUAAAAAAUUAUGGCUUUCUAACCAAAUACCACUGACAAAUUUUUUUAUUCACCAGAUAUCCCAACUUUUUUUCGAAUUCACCAUAUAUCCCCGACUUUCUAAAAAAUACAUCUAAAUUCCCUCAAUGAUUUAUGAUGUUUAACUCUAAUAGUCAUUAACCCUAAUUAACCUUGAAAAAUCGUAAAAACCCUAAUUAACCUUAAUUAAAUCUAAAAAUGUUAAAACCCUAACCAGUCCUAAAAACCUUAACUACCCCUAACCCACCCCCAUCCCACCAGCCCCAACCCCAACAACUCCAACCCCACCAAUCCGAUCCCCUCCCUCUCCCCUCCGCCUCCGCAUUUCCCUUUAUCGCCGCUGUCGUUGCACCUCACCCUUCCGACCACACCCCAGUCCGCAUCCACCCUCCCGGUCAAAUCCCUCGUAUCCCUCCUAGCCUCCCGAAAUCCUCAGCCGCGCCUCCUUACUAUGCGCUGAUGUCUCUGUGAUAUUAGCGGUGGUGCUCUGUGUUUUGUUGUGCAUAGGAGCUACGAGAGAGGGGAAGACAAGUCUAUGGGGGAGGAGGCAUGAUUGCGUGGGCUGGGGGCUGGUGGGGCUCAGGUGGUGGUAGGGUCAGGUGGUGGGGCUGGGCUACGGGUUUAGGGAUCGGAGUUAGGGUUACUUUGGGUUAAUUGGGUUUAGUUAGGAUUAAUUAGAGUAACUUAGGAUUGUUUAGGCUUAAUGACUAACGAAGUUAACUGUCGUUAGUCAUUAAGGGCAUCUAGACGUAUUUUUUAAAAAGUCAGGAGUAUAUGGUGAAUUCGAAAAGAAGUUGGGGUAUCCGGUGAAUAAAAAAAUAUCUCAUGGAUAUUUGGUGGAAAAACCGAAAAAAUUAACAUUUGAAAAUAAUUUGUCAAGAAGAACUCAAUACGAUUCUUCGAUCAUAUCUAAAUGUUCUAUGUGUAUAAAUUAUAACUAGUUUUUAGGCCCAGACUACUCCCCGAGUAAUUAUAUCUUUCAUUUAUUAGUAUUUUACUUUGAAAUAAUAACAUCAAAUAUUACUUGGUUUAGUGGUGAAGACGUUGGUACAUAUGCUUGUGAUCACGGGAUCAAAUCUUACCUAAUGUAUUUUCUUGCAUAAAAUGACAUAAAACACUUUAACCGAUGGCACCACGUAACAUGCAUCAUUCCUUGCAUACUAGUAUAGAUCACUAGUGGGGAAAAAAUCCAUUUGAUGCGGUCGAAAUCGAACCUACUGAUGCGGUUUUGAUCCGCAUCAAGUAGUCUCGCAGCAGGUCGAAAAUAUUAACUGAUGGGAAUUGACCUAAGAAUCGCAUCAGAUUGUCUAAAAUAAUGUCAAAAAACAAGUGUAGACCUGCAAGUUACAGGUCUGCACUACUACGUUUCAUUUUAACCAACAACAACAAUGUUACAACAACAAGAAAAUUACAAAAAUAAAACCAAUGAAACAUGCUACAAUAUUUAUAUCAUUGCCAAAAAAAUACAAAUAAAACUAAUGAAAAAAAUUACAAAUAAAUGUAUAAGUGAAUUAAUAACGGAAAUCUAAACGAGAAAAUGAGAAGAAAAACGAAAAAUAAAUGACAAAAAAAAACUAAUAACAGAAUAAUAAAAACGAAAAAGAAAUACAAAUAAAAUGAAUAACAAAAUAAAAUGAAUAACAAAAUAAAAACGAAAAUAAAUUACACAAAGAACAAAUAACAGAAUAAAACGAAAUUAAAAAAAAAAAUUGAACGAAAAUACUAGAAAACGAGAAUAUAAAUGAAAAAAAUAAGAAGAAAUGAAAUGAAAAAACUAGAGAAAUUAAACGAAAAAGACUAGAGAUAUUAAACAAAAAAUAGAGAAAUUAAACGAAAAAUCACUUGUUUCAGAUCUCAAUUCGCUUCGCGCUUCUUCCUUCGCGUUUGCUCCUUUUUCCUUUAUGGGGGCUUCUUCCUUCGAUCUUCUUUAAUGGCGCUUCGUUCUUCGAGUUUCUUUAAUGGCGCUUGUGGAUUCGAUUAUUUAGGGUUCGAUUGUUUCAAGUCUAAAUUCGAUUGUUUCAAGAGAAGAGUGUUAAGAGUUAGGGUGAUGAGGAGUUAGACUGGUGGCGUGCGUGAGAGUGGAGAGAGAGAGAGAGAGAGAGAGGAGUGUUAGGGUUUGGAGGAGGGAAAAGUAAGGAGAAUUUUGAGAGAUUGCGGUUUUGAUCCGCAUUCAGCGUUCUUGCAUGGGCCGAAUUCAGCAUGCUAGGCCAAGGACUUUUGAGAGAUUGCGUGCUGGGCCAUCCGAGUUCAGCGUGCUGGGCCGAGGAUUUUGAGAGAAAAAUAACAAAAAUUUGAUGGGGUCCUUUGAGUUGCAUCAUAUUUUUGAAAAACCGCAUCAGUGCUUUUAAUCUAAUGCGGUCCACAAGAGGACUGCAUCAAAUUGUCAUACCAACUUUCCAUCCCAUUUUUAAUGUUGAUUUUCGCAUGCGAUUUUACAAAAACUGCAUAUGUUACUAAGUAAUAGAUAAGAUUUUUCCACUAGUGGAUAAUGAUAAAAAUGAAAUAUGUGAAUCAGGUAACCAGAAAGAGUAUGUACAUUAAAGAAAAAGUAACACAAUAAAUGUUUGUUUCGAACCAAUGAGGAAUAGUUAUUUCAUAUUCUUUUCUCGAUCACCAUGUUACAUAUAUAGUUUUACAUGAAUAUGUUAGAAUAUUGUUCUCCUCCCAAGUGACCCUAAUCACAUCCUCGUUCUACCUUUAAGGCCUAUAUAUAAGGAGACCAGUAGUGCUGUCUCCCUCCCUCACCUCACUACUUUCUACUCGUUUUCACACUCUCUCUCUCUACAUUUCUCUUUCUCUCUCAUACCUUGAAAAAUGGCAGCAACAAUCACAAGUGAUGAAGCACUUUGGUUACUUUUUAGCCUACCACCAAUCAUCACCUCUGAUAACAUCUUAACUGUUUUAACAAGUUUGCCUUUUUUUGCCAUCCUUGUUGGACUCGUUACGUUUGGUCUAUUUUCAUGGGCCCUCUCUUCACCAGGUGGGCCAGCCUGGAAAAAGGGCCGGACCCAAAUGGGCCGUGUGCCAAUCCCGGGCCCACGAGGCCUUCCCAUCUUUGGCAGCUUAUUCACUUUGAGUCACGGCUUGGCUCACCAUACCUUAGCCUUCAUGGCUCAAUCUCGAGCCAAUAAACAGCUUAUGGCUCUAAGCCUCGGCUCAACCCCUGUGGUUGUGACCUCCGACCCUGAAAUCGCCCGUGAGAUUUUAACAUCGCCUCAUUUUGCUGAUCGUCCGAUCAAACAGUCGGCUAAGCAGCUUAUGUUUAGCCGAGCCAUCGGGUUCGCCCCGAGUGGAACCCAUUGGAGACUCCUUAGGAGAAUAGCUGCCUCACACUUAUUUUCCCCUAGACGCAUUUCAGCCCAUGAAGGUGGGCGGAUGUUAGAGUGCGCCUCUAUGGUUAAUACUAUUUUUAACGAGCAAGUUUUGCAUGGGGUUGUUUCUGUAAGGAGACAUCUCCAAGCAGCUGCCCUUAACAAUAUAAUGGGGAGUGUGUUUGGAAAAAGAUAUAAUUUUAAAGGGGAAGGGAAUAUGAUAGGCGACGAGGCGAAGGAGUUGGAUGAGGUUGUUAAGGAGGGUUUUGAGUUGUUGGGAGCGUUUAACUGGAGUGAUCAUUUGCCCUGGUUGAGGCAUAUUUGUGAUCCUUCUAGGAUCAUUGACCGAUGCACUGCCCUUGUUCCUCGUGUUCGAAAAUUAGUAGGGAAAAUCAUUAAUGAACAUAGAGAACGACGGAUCAAUAAUGGUGAUUAUUCAUCUGAAAAUUCUGACUUUGUUGAUGUGUUACUCUCUUUGGAUGGUGAAGAAAGGCUAGAAGAGGAUGAUAUGGUCGCCGUUUUGUGGGAAAUGAUUUUUCGUGGAACAGACACAAUUGCACUGCUAAUUGAGUGGAUCCUAGCCGAACUAAUAUUGAACCCAAAGGUGCAAUCCAAGCUACAAAAUGAGAUCAGCAACGCCAUGGCAAAUGGAGCUACAAACUCUACCAUAGCCAAGUUACCAUACCUACAAGCCGUGGUAAAGGAAACCCUACGCCUGCACCCUCCAGGCCCACUUCUAUCCUGGGCUCGACUGUCCAUAACUGAUGUUAACCUUACCAAUGGCAUGGUGGUACCUAAAGGAACUACCACAAUGGUUAACAUGUGGUCUAUUACUCAUGAUGCUAAUAUAUGGGACAAUCCUAAGCUUUUUAAGCCAGAAAGGUUUUUAGAAAAUGUUGCAUGUGGUAUAGACGUUGAUGUUAGAGGUAGUGACCUUCGACUUGCCCCUUUUGGGGCAGGUCGCAGGGUUUGCCCUGGAAAAGACUUAGCGCUUGUGACAGUGAGCCAAUGGGUGGCAAUGUUGGUUCACAACUUUAAGUGGAUUCCACAUGAGGCUCAACCUGUUGUUCUUAGUGAAGUUUUGAAGCUGUCUUGUGAAAUGAAAUACCCACUUUUAGCCGUGGCUAUUCCAAGGAAUUGAUACGCGUAAAAAAAUAUAUAGUAAAGUACAAUGAUCUACUACCCUUUAAUGUGUUAUUACGUUACACGAUAUACAAUAUAGUUUGCAUGGAAAUGAUGCCUGGAAUACUUUAUAGCACCGUUAUAGAUAUGUCAACCUCGAAGUGUUGUGUUAUGUAAGCGUGUGAAGUGUGUACUUUCUUUUUAUAUAAAAAUGUCAGUCUGGUUUGAUGUGCAAGUGUAAUACCCAAUAACUAUCGAUAAUAAAAGUUUUGUUGUGAAGCAUAUGUUUGAA